CGAUGUCCGCCAUCUUACCGCUCCCUCCUCCCCCGGUGCGGCCGGAUUGAAUGAGCCUGCUGCCCGCGAGCUGAGCGCCAUGUCAGGCACCCCGAUCCGCGGCACCCCCGGCGGGACCCCGCUAUCGCCGACCCGCAUCUCCCGCCUGCAAGAGAAGGAGGAGCUGCGGCAGCUCAAUGACCGCCUGGCCGUCUACAUCGACCGCGUGCGGGCGCUGGAGCUGGAGAAUGACCGGCUGCUGGUGAAGAUCUCUGAGAAAGAGGAGGUCACCACCCGCGAGGUCAGUGGCAUCAAGAACCUCUAUGAGUCUGAACUGGCUGAUGCUCGAAGAGUUCUGGAUGAAACAGCCAAAGAGAGGGCGAGGUUACAGAUUGAGAUAGGAAAACUGAGGGCUGAACUUGAGGAGUUCAAUAAAAGCUACAAAAAGAAAGAUGCAGAUUUGUCUGUUGCUCAAGGUCGCAUUAAGGAUCUUGAAGUCCUCUUCCAUAGAAGCGAAGCAGAACUCAAUACUGUUCUGAAUGAGAAACGCAGCCUGGAGGCAGAGGUGGCUGAUCUGCGUGCCCAACUUGCAAAGGCUGAAGAUGGUCAUGCUGUGGCUAAGAAGCAGUUGGAGAAGGAGACACUUAUGCGUGUGGACCUGGAGAAUCGGUGCCAGAGCUUGCAGGAGGAUCUGGAUUUCAGGAAGAAUGUGUUUGAGGAGGAGAUAAGAGAGACAAGAAAGCGGCAUGAGCAUCGCUUGGUCGAAGUGGACACCAGUCGCCAGCAGGAGUAUGAGAACAAAAUGGCUCAGGCCCUGGAGGAUCUGCGAAAUCAGCAUGAUGAGCAAGUCAAGCUGUACAAAAUGGAGCUGGAGCAGACCUACCAGGCUAAGUUGGAGAAUGCCAUCCUGGCCUCUGACCAAAAUGACAAAGCUGCUGGUGCAGCUCGGGAGGAGUUGAAGGAGGCUCGCAUGAGAAUAGAAUCUCUCAGCUACCAACUUUCUGGCCUUCAGAAACAGGCCAGUGCAGCAGAAGAUCGCAUUCGUGAGUUGGAGGAAACGAUGGCUGGUGAACGGGAUAAAUUUAGGAAGAUGCUUGAUGCCAAGGAGAGGGAGAUGACAGAAAUGAGGGACCAAAUGCAGCUGCAGCUUACAGAAUACCAGGAGCUGCUUGAUGUGAAAUUAGCACUUGACAUGGAAAUCAGUGCUUAUCGAAAACUCCUGGAGGGAGAAGAGGAAAGGCUGAAGCUCUCUCCCAGCCCCUCGUCCCGCGUUACUGUCUCUCGAGCCACGUCCAGCAGCAGCAGCAGCAGCACUUCACUUGUCCGCUCUUCGCGAGGCAAGAGGCGACGGAUUGAAGCAGAGGAGCUUUCGGGCAGUGGGACGAGUGGGAUUGGCACUGGAAGUAUCAGUGGUAGCAGUAGCAGCAGUAGCUUCCAAAUGUCCCAGCAAGCUUCAGCUACAGGAAGUAUCAGCAUUGAAGAGAUAGACCUGGAGGGCAAAUACGUUCAACUGAAGAACAACUCGGAGAAGGAUCAGUCUUUGGGUAACUGGAGACUGAAAAGACAAAUUGGAGAUGGAGAAGAAAUUGCGUACAAAUUUACUCCGAAGUAUGUCCUCAGGGCUGGGCAGACUGUAACAAUCUGGGGUGCGGAUGCAGGUGUAUCUCACAGCCCCCCUUCUGUUCUCGUGUGGAAGAAUCAGGGCAGCUGGGGCACUGGAGGAAAUAUCCGCACAUACCUCGUGAACUCUGAUGGAGAGGAAGUUGCAGUGAGAACUGUUACUAAAUCAGUUGUCGUGCGGGAGAAUGAAGAGGAAGAGGAUGAGGCAGACUUUGGAGAGGAGGACCUUUUCAACCAACAGGUAAUGAGAUAUAGGCUGCAUUUUUAAUUUGUUUUUGGCUGGUUUGAACAAUCAGCCAGGAGAUAAUGGGUUUCCCUUCAGUUUUCACUAGUUCUGAGUUUCUUGGUCCAUUUUCCAAUGGGUGCUUGCAGAAGAUGAUGCUAGGGCAGCUUGCAGCCGUGCAGCAUUGCUGCAGCAUGCAGAAAGAAUGUUCAAGGAAUUGCUGCUUGAAUCAGUAGCUGUACAGCUCAGGCAGUGCCUAAUAUCAGUUUGGAUGCUGGGUGUCUAUGGACGCACACUGCAGAUCAGGUUUACAACACUGCAAUGACUUAAACUGUUUUUGGAGUUGGUAAGAGGAGGUUUAGCAGUCAAUAAUCACUGGACUGCUGUUCCCUAUCCCAGUAUUGCUUUCUCUGAAAAAGAAAAAGGUAUCUGUGGCAUUCCUGCUGUGAGCAGAAUGUAACCAUUGGGAAACAGGAGCUCAAAAAACCAAGCGGUGGAGGGAGCUUCUGUUGUUUCAAGUUUGUUUAUUUUCUGGUAAUAUUUGAAGUGAACUUGGGUUUCCUUUAUAAUAUCAGCCCUGUGUUCUCCUAGUUCUCAGUUAAGUAUUGUAUGGUGACUAAACUAACUGGCUGUUGGCAGAGUGAAAAGGAGAAAUAUGCUGUGUACAGGGAAUAUUAGGAAAUAGAUUAAAUGUAUUUCAAACCUGACUGCUCUGUUCUUUGGUUCAGUGGCCACAAGUAGCCCUUCUCAAGAACUAUUUCUCUGCAGGUUUGAAGUUGAGUUGUGCAAACUUCCUUUGCAUUUAGCAGCGUAGUUGAAGCAUAAGGCAACUGAAACACAAGUAAUUUUUG
Molecule: messenger RNA, 2673 nt
Organism: Centrocercus urophasianus (Greater sage-grouse)
Lineage: Eukaryota; Metazoa; Chordata; Aves; Galliformes; Phasianidae
Gene: LMNB2
Product: lamin B2
Exons: 11
Coding region: 80-1867 (595 amino acids)
Source: RefSeq, a predicted model, not a curated record